This is a messenger RNA of Chanos chanos (milkfish), 2628 nucleotides long. Its product is annotated as elongation factor 2. The record is from RefSeq and is a predicted model, not a curated record. The coding region runs from base 1 to 2628 and encodes 875 amino acids. The transcript has 12 exons. NCBI's taxonomy places the organism in Eukaryota, Metazoa, Chordata, Actinopteri, Gonorynchiformes, Chanidae. Gene Ontology annotation, cellular component: cytosol; ribonucleoprotein complex. Gene Ontology annotation, molecular function: translation elongation factor activity; ribosome binding; GTP binding. Gene Ontology annotation, biological process: translational elongation.
AUGUUGAAUUUCAUUGUUACCUGUCAGCUAAAUGUAGCUUUUGUAACCCUUCAGGUUAACUUCACAGUGGAUCAAAUCCGUGCCAUCAUGGACAAGAAGUCCAAUAUUCGUAAUAUGUCUGUAAUAGCACAUGUGGACCACGGUAAAUCCACCCUCACCGACUCGCUGGUGUCCAAAGCCGGGAUCAUCGCAUCGGCUCGAGCAGGAGAGACCCGUUUUACAGACACGCGCAAAGACGAGCAGGAGCGCUGCAUUACGAUCAAAUCAACGGCUAUCUCUAUGUACUAUGAGCUGAGUGACAAUGACUUGGCAUUCAUAAAACAGAGCAGAGACGGUUCUGGAUUUCUGAUCAAUCUGAUCGAUUCCCCUGGUCAUGUGGAUUUCUCCUCUGAGGUGACAGCUGCUCUGCGGGUCACUGAUGGAGCACUAGUCGUGGUUGACUGUGUCUCAGGUGUUUGUGUGCAGACAGAGACGGUGUUAAGGCAGGCGAUUGCUGAACGUAUUAAGCCUGUGUUGAUGAUGAAUAAGAUGGACAGGGCUCUGCUGGAGUUGCAGUUGGAACCAGAGGAACUCUAUCAGACCUUCCAACGCAUUGUGGAGAAUGUCAAUGUUAUCAUUUCUACCUAUGGAGAAGAUGAGGGUGGACCAAUGGGCAACAUUAUGAUCGACCCAGUGAUUGGUACUGUAGGAUUCGGGUCAGGUCUCCACGGCUGGGCCUUCACACUAAAGCAGUUUGCUGAGAUGUAUGUGGCUAAGUUUGCAGCCAAGGGGGAUGCUCAACUAGGUCCCGCUGAGCGCAGUAAAAAAGUGGAAGACAUGAUGAAGAAACUGUGGGGAGACAGGUACUUUGACCCAGCCAAUGGUAAAUUCAGUAAAUCUGCAACAGGCCCUGAUGGAAAGAAGCUGCCUCGUACCUUUGCUCAACUCAUACUUGAUCCCAUUUUCAAGGUGUUUGAUGCAAUCAUGAACUUUAAGAAAGAGGAGACGGCUAAGCUAAUCGAGAAGCUGGACAUUAAGCUAGACACAGAGGAUAAGGAUAAAGAAGGUAAACCGCUGCUUAAGGCAGUGAUGCGGCGCUGGCUUCCUGCAGGAGAGGCCCUGCUUCAGAUGAUCACCAUCCACCUGCCCUCCCCAGUCACUGCUCAGAAAUAUCGCUGUGAGCUGCUCUAUGAGGGUCCUGGAGACGACGAGGCAGCAAUGGGUAUUAAGAACUGUGACCCCAAGGCUCCUCUGAUGAUGUACAUCUCUAAGAUGGUGCCUACCUCUGAUAAGGGACGUUUUUAUGCUUUUGGUCGUGUGUUCUCUGGUUGUGUGUCCACUGGUUUGAAGGUUCGCAUUAUGGGACCAAAUUUCACCCCUGGAAAGAAGGAGGAUCUUUACAUUAAACCCAUCCAGAGGACCAUUCUGAUGAUGGGCCGUUAUGUGGAGCCCAUUGAGGAUGUGCCAUGUGGGAACAUUGUGGGCUUGGUUGGUGUGGACCAAUUCUUGGUGAAGACAGGAACCAUUACAACAUAUGAACAGGCACACAAUAUGCGUGUGAUGAAGUUCAGUGUCAGCCCUGUUGUAAGGGUGGCAGUAGAGGCCAAAAAUCCUGCUGACCUGCCCAAACUGGUGGAGGGCCUGAAGAGACUGGCAAAAUCUGACCCCAUGGUGCAGUGUAUCAUCGAAGAGUCUGGGGAGCACAUCAUUGCAGGGGCUGGGGAACUUCAUCUGGAGAUCUGUCUCAAAGAUCUGGAGGAGGAUCAUGCGUGUAUUCCAAUCAAGAAAUCAGAUCCAGUUGUCUCUUACAGAGAGACUGUGAGUGAAGAGUCAAAUCAGAUGUGUCUGUCCAAGUCACCUAACAAGCACAAUCGGCUGUUUAUGAAGGCACGACCUUUCCCUGAUGGCCUGGCCGAGGACAUAGAGAAGGGUGAAGUGACAGCCCGUCAGGAGCUGAAAGCCCGUGCACGCUACCUGGCUGACAAGUAUGAAUGGGAGGUGACAGAGGCUCGUAAGAUCUGGUGCUUUGGACCUGAUGGGACUGGACCUAACAUACUAGUGGAUGUGACCAAGGGUGUACAGUACCUGAGUGAGAUCAAGGAUAGUGUGGUGGCUGGUUUCCAGUGGGCUACUAAAGAGGGUGCUCUGUGCGAGGAGAACAUGCGUGCCAUCCGGUUUGACAUCCACGAUGUGACGCUGCAUGCUGAUGCCAUCCACCGUGGUGGAGGCCAGAUCAUUCCCACUGCACGCCGUGUCCUGUAUGCCUGCCAGCUCACCGCUCAGCCGAGACUCAUGGAACCCAUCUACCUGGUGGAGAUCCAGUGCCCAGAGCAAGUUGUUGGUGGGAUCUAUGGUGUGUUGAACAGGAAACGUGGUCAUGUGUUUGAGGAGUCCCAGGUCAUGGGUACACCCAUGUUUGUUGUCAAGGCCUACCUGCCUGUCAAUGAGUCCUUUGGUUUCACAGCUGAUCUACGCUCUAACACUGGUGGACAGGCUUUCCCUCAGUGUGUGUUUGACCACUGGCAGAUCCUACAGGGUGAUCCAUUUGAGGCCACCUCCAAACCCACCCAGAUCGUUGCAGAAACCCGUAAACGCAAAGGUCUGAAAGAGGGGAUCCCUGCUCUUGAUAACUUCCUGGACAAGUUAUAA